Molecule: messenger RNA, 2783 nt
Organism: Hippocampus zosterae (dwarf seahorse)
Lineage: Eukaryota; Metazoa; Chordata; Actinopteri; Syngnathiformes; Syngnathidae
Gene: cep126
Product: centrosomal protein 126
Exons: 8
Coding region: 79-2196 (705 amino acids)
Biological process (GO): mitotic spindle organization; cytoplasmic microtubule organization; non-motile cilium assembly
Cellular component (GO): centrosome; ciliary base; midbody
Source: RefSeq, a predicted model, not a curated record
CAAUAACCGUUGUCAAGGAAAUGCGUCCUGAGUCGUCUGACGAUGGCUGCGCCGUUCACAAACAGACAGAGAUGAGUGAUGUCGAGCCUCCGGCAGGAGAGAGACUCCCUGGUUGAGGAGCAGAAGGUGCACCGAGAGCAAGCUCGCAGAUGUGUGCAGGAGACGAACCGCAGAUGCAGGGAUCUGAGGGAGAAACAGAGGUUGUGGGUACUGCAGGAGCAACGGCGGCGUGAAGAAGUCCUGCAGCAACGCCGGCAGAAGAUCCAAGAUGCCACUGAGCAGUUUCAGAGGGCUUACAUGCCUCCCUCUCACAGGCCGACCCAAUGCGAGCGCCUCAGUUUGGAAAGAGACUGUCCACAUUUGGACGAUGCCCUCAGUCAAAUCAGGGGCCCCAGACUGGCAGCUAACGUCAACAGUCAAUCAGGCAGCGUCCCCACUUCCAAAGCCGCCACCGCGUUGUCAGAAUCCCCGCUUCGCCCCACGCCCACUCUGGCGCAGACGUGCGCGGGACAUCGGGAGCACAGCCCUUGUGUCAGGAGGUGGCAGGAGAUUCCAAAGAGGCAGGAGGAGAUUCCGAAGAGGCAAGAGAAGCAACUGGAGCACAGUGGACAGGACGACAACGUCUCCUGUUGCUCCAAGUCCGACAGUUUGUCCAGUCAGGACAGCCUGGAGAACGAGGAACCCUUCAAGAGCGCCGUCCUGCACUACUCGGAAAAGCCCGUCCAAGAUCUCAAAUGCCCCAACGACACGUGUCCUCCGUUGUCAGCGGCCGGGGGCCCCGCCCUCGUCGCCGUCAAGCCGCACAUUCACAGGCUCCCCGCCGACCUCAACUACAACCUGCCCACCCAGAAGGAAACCUGCGCCUCUGUAAAUAACCUCAACAAGUUCUCAGCCGACGUCGGCGUGUGGAAGCACAUGAAUACGGGAAGCCCAAAGUGCCACCUGAGUCAAGAAUCAUCCAGCGGGUCAAAGGCCUCAUCGCCCGCGGCCUGCAGAGUCCAGUUCACAAAAGGCAUCCUUAAAACCGUGCCCGGCGAAACGCCGGCAGAAUCGCCGCGGACUCACGGCAACGCCGUCAAACCCGUUCAGUUUUUGGUGUGCGACAGCAUCGAAGUGGCCAAAGCCAGGUCCAAGGCUGCCGAAUACAAGAACGCCUCCAAGAAGCUGCGCUGGCUGGACGAGGAGGCGGGCGAACCCGAAGGCCCGCGACUGAGAGACGGUCACUCGCAGACGUGGGCAGAUGUCGGGAUUCAAGUCGGCACCGACACGGUGGCGCCGCACAUCCCUCGCGGGGACUACUCGGCCCGGGUCGGGGCGGGUCUGCUUUCCUCGGGCUUUGUCGCCCAAUCCCCGGUCCCGGUAGCCAGGAUCCGGGGGGAGUUACAGAGCACAUUGAAGCAAGGGGGCCCCACAAGGGGCCCACACGGCAGCGACCAGGUUGUUCGUGUCAGCCAUCCGCUCGCUCCUCCGCCUCCUGAGGAGGUGACGCACAAGGACACGCAACGACUUAUGACGGGCGACGGCGCCGUCAUCAACGCUCGCCUGCUGCCCUCAUUUAGCCGCCCCACCCCCGACGGCAGCUGGAAGGGCUCGCCCGCUUUCGGUCAUCCACAGACGCCGGCGGGCGGCGGCAGAGGGCGGGGGGCGACGUCAGGAGAAAAAGUAUUGGACCGCACCCCCACCGACGAGGAAAUCUAUCAGCUGUGCCAGGAUGUCCGCAACGCCUUCAUCAGCACCGCGGGACCGCAACCGGACACAUCAUUAGGCACACCCGCACAGCACAAAGGCGGGGCCCCCCGAUGUCAGGCUUCGACGAGCGGGCGAGCCACGAACAAAUCCGGUGCGGAUCAGAACCGACGGCCUUCUGGUUCAACCAAUAAGAAACCUCCUGAGUUCUUUAAGGUCACAUGUCUCCAAGCUACGAAUCCGGUCGGGCCGUCUCCCAAAGGGUACUCCUCAGACCACCCGAACAAAGGUGUGAAAACCGCCAGCCAGCGCCGUCCGACCGACAUGUACGCUUACGGCCCGCCGGAGGAACGUGGCGGCAAAGCGCACAGGACCACCUCGCAGCAGUACCAGCAACAGUACCUGCGCAGGCACCCGGCGCCCACGUCCAUCUCCGUUGAAGAGCAGAGAAUCUUUCAGUCCCUGGACCGGCUCAACUGCCAGCUGUACCGCAAAGGGGGCUUACAUUGACCCACCGGCACCUGGACCGAAGUCUUCCCAAUCCCUGCAAGAAGGCAGCCGAAUGGCGCGACGUAGCGCUUAGCUUCCAGGUGAACAAGCGUGUGCCUCGUGAAGGAACGUGAAUAAUCAGGAGGGCAAGCAUUCCUUGCGCAUGAACUUUGGAAGUUCAAGCCGUCACUUGGCGGCAGUGAGGAUCAUCCCUCAUUAAAAAAAAACAAAACUGGAUUUACACUACAGGUCCAAGUGCCUCAUUCCGAUUUAACGCCUGUUUCCAGCUCGCUAACCUCAGUAGCACUACGUCACAUUAUUUUUUUUUUAUUCUACAUGACUCGUGUGAAAAUCCUCUCUGGCGGAAACCUACACUUUAAGUGAUCAUCGAUCAUUAAUAUUCACAGUGGAUAUCAAAAGUCUACACACCCUUGUUCAAAUGUUCAAUGGCAGUCAUCCUAAAAUGCGAUUGCAACAACACAUGAAAGUUCCCAAAGGAAUCAUGCAGGGAUUUUUUUUUUCUUGUGUUCCAAACAGCGGUUUAGUGUGACGACACCAUCUCCAGGUUGCUGCUGGAAAGUGAAAAAACUGUUGGGAACAGCCUAAUA